UCCCGUCAGUGCUUUUUGGAUGCCCGUAGUGGUUGCAUCGUAGUGGAGUGUAUAACGGCCAGGAGCGAUUCCGUAAGUCGAGACUAGACUCAUCGUCAGUUUCGUGUGGUCUGCCGCGGUUAGCUCAUAUAGUGGCUCCAAGCGAGCAGAUAAGGAGCAAAAGGAAAAAAACUUUGAUAACUCACACACACGCCUAUGUGAAAAAUGUUAAACGUACAGUGAACGUGUGGUUUUAUACAUACAAGUAGGUUGUUAACGGUGACGGAAAUUGAGGUGCCUGGAUGAAAAAUUAUAUUACGUAUCAACGUGAAAUCGAACAAUUACUGACCAACGUGCAUACAUACUUGAUUUAAGGAAAAGAGUUUUGAAAGUGUUUCUAAUUGAAAACGAUAUAAAACAUCGGAAUUAUGAGUAGCGAGUCUUACUCUGCAACUCUGAGGCGACGAGAGUAGAACUUGGGUGCGCGAUUUGUGUUGGCGAAAGUUUUCGGUCGUUUCAUGUUCGAAAGAUAACGACAACAACAAAGAUUUUUAUCUGCAGAUCACAUAUUGCGAUACAUCGAUAAUUACAAUUUUAGCGACUGAAAAUGUCAUCUCAAAUGUAUUCCGAUGGUCACGAGGUCGACGGCAGCUGGGUGCUCCGAGUCUUCGUAACAGAUCAUCAAGUCGAAAGAAGUCUUCGAGUUAAAGGAGAACUGCACAUAGGCGGUGUCAUGCUUCGCCUGGUCGAAGACCUUGAUAUUCUGAUGGAUUGGUCCGAUCACGCCUUGUGGUGGCCUGCUCAUAAUCGUUGGUUGACGAGAACGAGGAGUACAUUGGACCAAUACGGAGUUGCUGCGGAUGCCGUUCUUCAUUUUACACCGAUGCACAAAACCCUCAGGGUUCAGCUACCGGAUCUGCGUUGUCUGGAUUGCAGAGUUGACUUUUCUGUUAAAACAUUCAACGCUGUGAUUAAUCUAUGCAAAGAAUUAGGUAUCAGACACCCGGAGGAACUCUCAUUUUGUAAACCGCUCGAGCCAAAUCACCUGAAAUACAAUCUAAAGGAUCUUCCGGUAAAAAAGAAAAUAGAAAAUCAAAAAAAUCAGAGAAAUGGCCAGUGGAAUAUCUCUGCGGAUACCAACACUUUCAUACCUGCUAGCCAAAGUCCGAGGGGAUCAAACGGGAGCCUCGACCAAAGCAAUCCCUUUAUGUGUGCUCCGGUCACACCAAAUAACAGGAAUCACAGCACACCGAUAAGCUCGCCAGUUUCGCAGACCGGAACUUGGAAAAGAAACAACAAUUCAUCUGGGUUUGGUAGUAACGGUUCCUUCAAUGCAAACAAUAGCACAAUGAGUCUCGAAGCUCUGAAUGGUGGACUGAGCGACUCCCUGGCGCACAGUCCAUCUUUCAUCGCUCCAGAUAUUCGCGCAAAGGUGAUCAGGCCAAAGACGCUUGUGGAACGUGCAAGAAUGAACGUUGCGUGGCUAGACUCGUCGCUUUCAAUAAUGGAACAAGGCAUCAGAGAGUUCGAUACUCUCAGGCUCAAGUUCAAGUUUUACUCAUUCUACGAUCUCAAUCCUAAAACUGACGCUGUUCGUAUAAACAUGAUCUACGAACAGGCCAAGUGGCAACUUCUUUCGGAAGAACUCGACUGCACGGAAGAAGAGAUGCUCAUGUUCGCCGCUCUCCAGGUUCAAGUUAAUCUACAGGCCGGCAUACCUCAACCGAGUAGUGACAGUAACGGUGGGACAACGCAAGUCGAAGAUGAUAUAGACGCAGCUUUGACCGAUCUGCAAGUAACUCUGGAAGGGAGUAAUAUCAGCAGCAGUCCGGGCGACAUAACACAGAUUCCGGAACUCUGCGAUUAUCUGCGCUUCCUAAAACCAAAGCGAUUCACUUUAAAAGCGUAUAAGCGCUAUUGGUUCACGUGUAGAGACCUCCAACUCAGAUUGUACAAAACUAGGGAAGAAGAAAACGGACCCGGAGCACCGGUACACAGCAUUAAUCUGCGCGGUUGCGAAGUCACACCGGAUGUUCAUUUGUCACACAGUAGAUAUGGAAUCAGACUAGAAGUACCCAGCGCUGAAGGAAUGACAGAAAUGUGGAUCAAAUGCGAUACGGAGCAACAAUAUGCCAAAUGGAUGGCGGCAUGCAGACUAGCUGCCAAAGGACGCAGCUUAGCUGAUGCAUCCUACGAAACCGAAGUUAAUAGUAUCAUGGCGUUCUUGCAACUACAGAGACCUGCACCAGCACCAGCAAUAAAUCCAAAUUCUCUCGAUAUCACACCGGAGGAUUAUGUCGCACCGAGAUUUGCAAAGAAGCUUAAGGGAAAGCUCGUCCAAAGAAUACUGGAAGCUCAUGCGAACGUGAAAGACUUGCCGCUGGUAGAAGCCAAGCUCAAUUACAUCAAGGCGUGGCAGUCUCUCCCUGAAUACGGAAUAUCUUUGUUCAUUGUUAAAUUUACUGACAAAAACAAAGAGGAGCUCCUCGGCGUUGCAAACAACAGGCUAAUGAGGAUGGAGAUGAAUAGCGGAGACCACCUUAAGACCUGGAGAUACAAUACCAUGAAGGCCUGGAACGUGAAUUGGGAAGUGAAGCAUAUGAUGGUCCAAUUUGAGGAAGGAAAUGUCGUCUUCGAGUGCCACUCGGCGGACUGUAAGGUCGUCCACGAGUUUAUCGGAGGUUACAUUUUCCUGUCGAUGCGAUCGAAGGAAGCAAAUCAGACUCUGAACGAAGAGAUGUUCCACAAAUUGACCGGAGGCUGGGUCUAGGUUCGUUCAAUGUUAUUGAUUAAUUAAAUUCUAUAGGGUCAAUUAUUGCCGAGUCCGUAGUGUUCGUUAUUAACAAAAAUGACGACGGACACAUAGAAAAAAUAUUUUACCGAGGAAUUUAUACAUUUAUAUGAUAUACAUAAUAUGUAAAUACACACAUAUUAUUUGUUGAUUGAUGGAAAAUAAGUUUAUUAUCAAUUGCCGAUUAUCGAUUGGUCGUGGUGCAAAGUACACGAUUACGGUGAAUUGCCGUAGACUAAUAAAAUAAGAAACGAAAAAAUUGAAAAAAAAAAAACAAGCUUUUAACAAAGAAAACCGCGAUGCGUAUUCAUAUAGCAUUACUACGGAGCGAAUUUGAUGUGUGUAGUACCUACAUGUAUAAUUUAUCAGAGCUCCUUGAGGAUACGAAGUACGUUAAUAUUAAAAUAGAAUAAAAAUUUUACAAAUUUAAGUGAUAUAUUUGACGCAUGUUGUAAAUUUAGGGCAAAAUUACAUAUGAAGAAAAAGAAAUUAGUUACAUUUUCCCCGUGCCUUUUGUGAAGUGAGCGUUUUAAUGUAUAUUUAUAACGUUUUUCUCACCUUUUAUAUUUACAUAAGAUUAAAUAAGCUGUAAACAUGGGAUUUUUUUAAAACAUUGCUUAACGCUCGGCAAUCCCACGGCGGAGGCGUUAUUUUUCAGCCAGUAAUUAGCUAAUUCCUAUUAUACGGUCGUUUAAUCAUUACAGUUAUUUACCUGACUCUCGUAGAGAAAAAUC
Molecule: messenger RNA, 3504 nt
Organism: Athalia rosae (coleseed sawfly)
Lineage: Eukaryota; Metazoa; Arthropoda; Insecta; Hymenoptera; Athaliidae
Product: unc-112-related protein
Exons: 8
Coding region: 587-2749 (720 amino acids)
Biological process (GO): cell-matrix adhesion; integrin-mediated signaling pathway
Cellular component (GO): cell-substrate junction
Molecular function (GO): integrin binding
Source: RefSeq, a predicted model, not a curated record